AUGCCCCAGCUUCUCCUCCUCCUCCUCCUCCUUGCCCCGUGCCUCGCCGCUCUCUCCACCAUCCCCUCGGGUCCGGCCGCCACCGACGAUGCCGCGGCGCGGGCGCUGCUGGCGGAGCUGACCCAGCACCUUCCCCCCCAGCCCCUGCCGGGGGUCUCCUGCCCCACGCUGCACCCCACAGCCCUCCCCGGCUUCACCCGGCUGCCGCCGGCCCCCCGCGCCCUGGCCCGAGCCGCCCUGGCGCUGGCGCUGAGCGCGGCCUCCUGCGAGCCGCAGGCGCGGGCCGAGCUGCCGCCGCUGUCCCGGGAGCUGGGCCCCGAGGCGGCCGCGGCGCUGCUGCGGGGACUGGCGCGGCUCCGGGCCACCCCGGCCCCCCGCGCCCUGGCCCCGCUCCUCCUCAGCCUGGCACGGCCACAGGGCUCGGGGGGGCCGUGCGUGGCCCAGCGGGACCCCGCAGCCGCCGGCCGGUGCCGCCGCGGCGCCGAGGACGCGUGUGACCCGCCGGGCGAGCGCGAGGCCCACGGCGUGCUGCAGUGGGUGCCGGCCGCCGGCGCCUUCUACAACCUGGGCACCAGCAUCUACUACGCCUUCCAGGGCUGCGACGCUCUGGCUUCCAGCCGGGCGCUGGAGGCGGCCGAGGACCUGGGCUACGCCGGCCUGUCCGCCAUCGUGGCCAGCGUGGGCGGCCCCGCGGCUCUGGGCGUCCAGCUGGGGCUGCAGCCGGGGCUCAAGGCCGGGGUGAGGGCGCUCAUCCGCUAUUUCACCUCCGCCGGGGCCCCGCUGCCGGUGCCCACCGCGCACAGCGGCGCCGUCCUCGUCGUCUGA
Molecule: messenger RNA, 825 nt
Organism: Colius striatus (speckled mousebird)
Lineage: Eukaryota; Metazoa; Chordata; Aves; Coliiformes; Coliidae
Gene: APOF
Product: apolipoprotein F
Exons: 1
Coding region: 1-825 (274 amino acids)
Biological process (GO): cholesterol metabolic process
Source: RefSeq, a predicted model, not a curated record